Molecule: messenger RNA, 1963 nt
Organism: Bursaphelenchus okinawaensis
Lineage: Eukaryota; Metazoa; Nematoda; Chromadorea; Rhabditida; Aphelenchoididae
Source: the annotation of a GenBank genome assembly
AUGUCGCGGCUUCGGAAUCUGGUGUUUUUGUUGCUGGUGACGGCGGUCAGAAGUCGGAAUGAGACCGAGGAGGACAGAGAAGGUCUGCAGCCACAUGCCCCCACCAGUGGCAUCUUUAGCAUACCCUGCGGCGAUCUUAUGCUCACCGGGCGUCCGAUGUGAGUUUUAGCAUGGUGAAUAUAAUUACUUUUGGCUUGUUUUUUUAAACUUGAAACUUUUUUUUAAAAUUUGAAUUUUUUUGGGGGAGUUUGAAUAUUUUUUUUAUUUAAAGAUGGGCGGGGGGGGAGGGGGAGGGGAGGUAGUUCCCCUGUCAGACUUAAAAAUUUGUUGCAGUAUCACAAAUGACUUUACGUGCCCGAAGCUAGAUGGCUACAGUGUUAUUAUGCCUUUACUCUACAUUCCCACCAACCUCCACAUCAGAUUCCAGAUGCGUGAGUACAGGCAAAAAGCGGAUCAGACCAGAAUCUGUAGAGAAGGGUAAGAUUGUCAAAAUAUCUUCAUAUCUUCCUCUUCCCUAAAGCUUUUACAUUUACCUUUAACCUGCUUACUUGAGGCACUACUUGAGUGUUACCUGAGAUAUUCCCUAAACAAUUACCUAAGGCAAUCUAUACAAAAUUUCAAAAAGUUCAACGUUUUCAGAUUCCAAAUUUAUUUGUCCGAGAAUUGUUCGCUAUCCGCACAAACAUCGUACUACCACCAUCACGGUAACCAAGCGGUCUACGAUGUGUUUCACGAUGGAGAGAACAUCACACUGAUGAGAGACGACACCGUCCUCGACCGCGAUUUCUGUAACUUUACGUUGUUCGAGGAGGACUACUUGUUCAACUUCAGCUUGAUUUCCACCGUGGACAAGAACGAAGCGGCGUGCGAGCUCUACUGGGUAGGAUUCUAAAAACUCAAAAAAUUUAAAUUUUUUUUGAAUUUUUUUUAAUUACUGAGCUAUAUUCAUGAUGUUCUGAACUAUAUUCGUGGUUUCGAGCUAUAUUCGUUAUACCUUAUCAAGCAAAUUUGUUUUAGGACGAACAAACGACGAACCUGUUCAUCGACCGAACUCCCUUCAACGACACCUACAGACGCGACCCCUACUACGAUGAAGAGAUGGAGAUUCAGCAGAACUUGCAAGAUGAGUACGCUACCUUGUGGCACAAAAUUGUACACUUUUACCCAGAUAUUUGCUGGAUCAUCGCCAUUGUUUUUGCCGUUCUUUUGUAAGUUCUAGAACAAUUGAAGGCGUAGGCAAUGUCGUUCUAUGAAAUUAUAGUAAGGAACGUUAUUGACCUUUUGUGUCAAAACUAUUUUAAGGUACAUUAUCUUUAAAAAAACAAGCAUAUCAGGUUGUUCACAUAAUUAUGUGCCCUCUAACUUCAACUAUUUGCUUUGAGAAGGGGCACAGAAUUUUUUAAACAACCUAGUAGAAAGGAAUAUUUUAAGGCAGCUUGUCGUAAUCUGAAUGUUCUUUUAGUGUAUUGUUCGCGGUACUAUGCUCGUUGGCGUGCUUCUUGAUGUUCAGAUUGAGAGUAAGUUUUUGAUCUUUUAAUUUUGUUUCCAUCGAUUAUAUUACAAUACUGUUAGCAUGGUUUACAUUUAAAAAUGUUAAUUUUAUAUAAUAAAUUAAUAAAUCUGUUAUAUUGAAACAAAGAACUUCAUUAUCAACCUAACACCCACAUUUCAGAGAGACCUCAAAGGCUCGGACUGGAUGGCAAAAGACAAGAAGAAUCAAAGUAAGAAGCCGAAGGACAGCAAGAAGAGCAAGAAGAAGGAUACCAAGAAGACCGGCAAGGAGAGCAAAGCCAAGGACUCGAAGAACAGCAAAAAGAGCAAAGAUAGCAAGGAUAGUAAGAAGAGUAAGGAUUCGAAGAAGAGCAAGGACAGCAAAGACAGCAAGAAGGGCAAGAGCAAGGAAUCCAAGGUCUCCAAGACGUCAAAGACUUCGAAAACCUCCAAAACCUCGUCCAAAACUUGA